UCUGGGAACACCUUGCGGGCUGGAGCCCACUCCGCCUCUCCAGCUGCGGCCCCAGGGAGGGAGCCAGGCUGCGCUCAGCCUGAGACAGCCCCACAGCUGCUGCGGAGCUGGGAGCUUGGCAAGGGGCUGGGUUCCCAACCAGACUCCCCCGGCCUGGCCUCUUCUUUUGCGGGGUGGGUGUGGAGGGUGUUGUCUCAACUUGAAAGAUCCGGGCUGAGUUUCAUCUCCUUCUUGAUUUUAAGAAGCGACCUCCAUGAGAACUGACUUCAGAGUGUCCAUCAAGGAAAGCAGAGUGGUCCCCACGCUGAAAUGAGGGAGGAUGACAGUUUCUGAGACUGACUGUUAAACGGCUCCGAGGUGUCCCCCAUUCAAAAUGCCUUUCAAAGCAUUGGAUACCUUCAAAGAAAAAAUUCUGAAGCCUGGAAAGGAAGGAGUGAAGAAUGCCGUGGGAGAUUCGUUGGGGAUGUUACAAAGAAAAAUCGAUGGGACCAACGAGGAAGCAAAUGACAUCGAGCUGGAUGAGGAAGGCAGGCCAGUGCAGACAUCCAGGCAGAGCCCCCCGCUCUGCGACUGCCAGUGCUGUGGUGUCCCCAAGCGGUACAUCAUUGCCAUCAUGAGCGGGCUGGGAUUCUGCAUUUCCUUCGGGAUUCGGUGCAACCUCGGAGUUGCCAUCGUGGAAAUGGUCAACAACAGCACCAUCUACGUUGAUGGAAAACCGGAAAUUCAGGUAGCACAGUUUAACUGGGAUCCAGAGACGGUGGGCUUUAUCCAUGGCUCUUUUUUCUGGGGUUAUAUUGUGACCCAAAUUCCAGGUGGUUUCAUUUCAAACAAGUUUGCUGCUAACAGGGUCUUUGGAGCCGCCAUCUUCCUAACGUCCACCUUGAACAUGUUCAUUCCUUCUGCAGCCAGAGUGCAUUACGGCUGCGUCAUGUGUGUCAGGAUUUUGCAAGGUCUAGUGGAGGGUGUGACCUACCCAGCCUGCCACGGGAUGUGGAGUAAGUGGGCGCCACCUUUGGAGAGAAGCCGACUGGCCACGACCUCUUUUUGUGGUUCCUAUGCGGGGGCAGUGAUCGCCAUGCCCCUGGCGGGGGUGUUGGUACAGUACAUUGGCUGGGCCUCCGUCUUUUAUAUUUAUGGUAUGUUUGGCAUUAUUUGGUACAUGUUUUGGCUGUUGCAGGCCUAUGAGUGCCCGGCAGCUCACCCAACAAUAUCCCAGGAGGAGAGAACCUACAUAGAGACAAGUAUUGGAGAAGGAGCCAACGUGGUUAGCCUAAGUAAAUUUAAUACACCAUGGAAAAAAUUUUUCACAUCAUUGCCGGUGUAUGCAAUCAUUGUGGCAAAUUUUUGCAGAAGCUGGACCUUUUAUUUGCUGUUAAUAAGUCAGCCUGCUUAUUUUGAAGAGGUCUUUGGAUUUGCAAUAAGUAAGGUGGGGCUCUUGUCGGCACUCCCACACAUGGUUAUGACCAUCAUUGUGCCUGUUGGAGGACAACUGGCAGAUUAUUUAAGAAGCAGACAAAUUCUGACCACAACUGCUGUCAGAAAAAUCAUGAACUGCGGAGGUUUUGGCAUGGAGGCAACCUUACUCCUGGUGGUUGGCUUUUCCCAUACCAAAGGGGUGGCUAUCUCCUUUCUGGUGCUGGCUGUGGGGUUUAGUGGCUUUGCUAUUUCAGGUUUUAAUGUCAACCACCUGGACAUUGCCCCCCGUUACGCCAGCAUUCUCAUGGGCAUCUCCAAUGGAGUGGGAACCCUCUCUGGAAUGGUCUGUCCCCUCAUUGUUGGUGCAAUGACCAAACACAAGACCCGCGAGGAAUGGCAGAAUGUGUUCCUCAUCGCUGCCCUGGUGCACUACAGUGGCGUGGUCUUCUAUGGGGUCUUUGCUUCGGGGGAGAAACAGGAGUGGGCCGACCCUGAGAACCUCUCCGAGGAGAAGUGUGGAAUCAUCGACCAAGAUGAAUUAGCUGAGGAGAUAGAACUCAACCAUGAGAGUCUUGCAAGUCCCAGAAAGAAGAUGUCAUAUGGAGCCACCACCCAGAAUUGUGAAAUCCAGAGGAAGGAAUGGAGAGGGCAGGGGGGAGUGACCCUUGAUGAGGGUGAGCUGACAUCGUACCAGAAUGAAGAGGGAAGCUUCUCAGAUACAGCCUAAUGUUUGAGGGGCACUUCUGUCCUCCCCUCACCUUAGAACCAGAAAGUAUCCAUACCUAUUGCCUUCCCCGUAGCCCAGCUUGCCGGGGGGUUAAAUAUGGGGACCCUGGAGGUGGGGGAGGGGGAGAGAAGAUUUAAUCAGCAAUAGAGAAAAGAGAUAUUAUCUUGCAAUGACAUUUAUGGGUAUGGAAUGUGCGCUAAGC
This is a messenger RNA of Myotis myotis, 2345 nucleotides long. It is a transcript of the gene SLC17A8, whose product is annotated as solute carrier family 17 member 8. Gene Ontology annotation, molecular function: L-glutamate transmembrane transporter activity; neurotransmitter transmembrane transporter activity. The record is from RefSeq and is a predicted model, not a curated record. The transcript is spliced from 12 exons. Gene Ontology annotation, cellular component: excitatory synapse; synaptic vesicle membrane. The coding region runs from base 374 to 2143 and encodes 589 amino acids. Gene Ontology annotation, biological process: regulation of synapse structure or activity; monoatomic anion transport; synaptic transmission, glutamatergic. NCBI's taxonomy places the organism in Eukaryota, Metazoa, Chordata, Mammalia, Chiroptera, Vespertilionidae.